UCAGGACCAGGGGCACGGUGCCCAUCCAGGCACGGCUAGCAACCAAACUUUAGAGCUGAGGCAGAGAGAGAUAAUAGAUGUCCCAGCAUGAAGUGAUGAUUUUCUGGAGAGCAGAUCGAUCGAAGUUGCAUUGCGAGUGUUCGCGAGUGCAUUUGAGGCGUGGCUGGAGAAUGAGGGACUUGCUGGUGUGAUGAGGGGUUCAGAGGUACCUGUUGGUGCAACUGGUAUGGACUUGAACUGGUUGAGGAGCACGUACGGAGAGGAGAGAGUGAAGCAACCGAGGAAGAUUUGGACGUUCAUGCUUGCUAAGAUCACAGCUCAACCCGUACAAGCCCAAAUAUUGGCUGCAGAGUCACCCCAAGCAGGGUACCGUGUCUUUAUCGAUCAAUACAGCCAAGACAAAAGCCAGGAGAGACAAAACCUAGAUGACGCAUGGAAUGUAAUAGGUCAGAGGCAAGGAGAGAGUCUAAUGGACUAUUACGGUAGGGCAGUCGCGUUGUGGAUGAGACUUCGCUCGUAUGGGGAUUACCGGGAUGAAAAGUCAAUGUGCAGGCACAUUGUCAGGGGAUUUCUCCCAAGGUUCGAAAAAACCAAAGACCGUCUUCUGUUUGAUACGAUGUUGUCGAGGGCAACCAUGCAGGAGAUGCUGAGGAUGGAAGAGCACGAGCUGAGGUACGAGCGGAGAGAUGGAGAGCGGAAGGAGGAGAUGAGGCACGCCCUCGUCGCUGCCGGCGUGGGCCGGGGCGGCGGGGCGGGGAAACCAGCCGCUGCAGGAUCGGAGCAAGGCGGACAUCGACCUCAGCAGCCACAGGGGUCGUUACCGCUACAUCAACAAAAUCAGCAGCAGCCAUCGCACUUCUGUCAGCUCCACGGCCCCAACAGCACCCACGAGACCUCCGAAUGUGAAAAGUUGCGCAACGAAUUCAUCGCCCACUACAACGAGUUCUGCGCGUACAUGAGCGGGAGGCGGGAGGCCCAGGGGUUUGUUUUCCCUCGGGGCGGAGCUCAACACUCGGGGCGGAUGGUUGGUGGCCCAUCUCGACAGCAGCCGUACCAAAACGAACAAGGUGCAGGCUGGAGUCGGGGCCACUCUCCUGCGCUGCCGGGACCGCCGCGUGGCCCAGGAUCCGGAGCUGGAGGACAGCUGCAGGGGCGCAACUCGGGGGGGCGUGGGCAUGGUGGUUACGGUCCUUACCCCCCGGAGAACCGAGGUCGUCAGGCCGACUCUGGAGCUAGUGCAAUGAUUUCGAACAAAGUGGAUGCAAUGUACAACGUACGCCACUUGGGCCCGGAUGAACAGUUCAUACAGAUUGGAGACUCGGCCCUUAUCAAGGUUGCCGCUGUAGGGAGUUUGGACCUUAGGUUCCACCAAAUCGGAGCCGACGGGAAACAGGAGGAUUUGGACGUUACGGUGCCAGAGGUUUUGUUUGUGCCCGGGUGUGGUUUCAACCUUUUCUCGGUAUGGAAGGUGUCUCACAAGCAUGAGGUCCGUAUCAACCCCAACGCGGAGUACUCGGCAAAGAUGAUUGAUGUGUGGGAGAGUGAUGAGUGUGAGCGCGCUAUGGCUGUGUUGGGUCCUGAGAAGACGCCUUUCAAUGUCGGUAAUGCACGAAAGGUCAUGGAUAUUAACACGUUCCACUACCGUGCCAGCCACUUGUCCGAACCCAUUUUGAGGCUGUCCGUAAAGCACCACGGGAUUACCCUCACGGGCACGAUGGACAGCUGCCGCUGGUGCUUGCCGGCGCGUGGGACGAGGGCACCGGUGCCGAAGCAGGGGGGCGGGUACCGCGGCAAGAGGGCGCCGAACGACGUGUUCCACAUCGACCUCUGCGGCGCGUACACGGCGACGAUCGGUGGUAACCACUACAUGCUCUUCGGUGUGGACGCCGCCACGGGAUGGAUGGCCUGCUACGCCAUGCGGCGUAAGUCGGAGGCGCUGGGGGUCGUCAAGCGCAUGGUCGUGGAUGCCGCCCACAAGGCUGGUACCGCGAUCAAGUGCAUCCGCUGCGACUGCGAUGCCCUCUGGACCAGCGGCGACUUCAAGGAGUUCUGUGACGGCAUGGGGAUCGCGCUCGAGUACUCCCCUCCCGGAGUGCAGCAGUACAACGGCGUCGUCGAGAGCGCCAUCCAGAGGUGCCUCAAGGAUUUUCUCGUGUCCGCGGGCUGA
Messenger RNA from Ectocarpus sp. CCAP 1310/34, 2167 nucleotides. Lineage: Eukaryota; Phaeophyceae; Ectocarpales; Ectocarpaceae. The record is from the annotation of a GenBank genome assembly.